GCUGGAUGGUGUGAGCCGAACCGCCGUGCGGCUCUGCGCGGAGCCCCGCUGCUCCCAGCAGGAUCGGCGUCAUGCUGGCUCCGAAGAAAGGGCUGCUGUGUAACCUCAACCACAUCCACCUGCAGCACAUCUCCCUGGGGCUGCACCUCUCCCGGCACCCGGAGCUUCAGGACACCGCGGGGCUCGGGGACCAGAAGUGCUGCAGCAGCUGUCAGGAGAGCUGUGAGCAAGUAGAUGCCAAUUCCAACAACCCCUCCUUGAAAUGUCACUGCUGCGAAUCCCACGCCGAGCUGCCCGUGACGCUGGGCCUGCAGGACCAGGCGGCUCCGGAGGAUUUCCCCCACCUGCAGGAUGGGGAGGAGGUGGUUUCCCCCUCUGAUCCGCCUUCCACCUCCUCCUCGGUCAGCAGCUGCUCGGAUUUCAGCCUGGACGAGUCGCCGGUGUCUGUGUACUACAGAGGGUUCUCAGCAGAAAGGUCCCAAUCCCCUACAGAGCCGCCCAGCGCAGCUCCUGCAGAAGAUGCAGAGCUGCUGCCUGGGGCAGGUGAUGGAAGAGACGCCAACCUCAACCCAGCAGCGCUCCAGGGAGAGGAGGACCUCAUUGGAGAGAGCCCCGACAGCCUCUGCAGCAGCAGCUCGCUCGACUCACAGUACAAUGAAGCCUCUCCCAGUGCGGCCGUGCAGCAGAUCACAGCCAGCUCCAUCGACCUCGACCCCAACUGCAACCCCCUGCCCGACCCCAGUGUUGCACCACCGGCACCAGCUGUGCCGUGCAGCUGGGAGCAGAACCUGAGCAGCGCUCCCAAACCACGGCUGAGCAGCGUUCCUCCUCCCAUCCCACCGCGGCCCAAGAGGCGGCUGCAGCUCCUCAAUGGGCACGGAGCAGAACGGCCCGCCCUGCCCGCGAGGCCCGCAGCACCCGAGCCCGGCGCUGAGCUCUGCAGAGACGCAGCCAAGAAGAACAUCACCUCCUUCCAUGAGCUCGCCCAGAAGAGGAAGAAGAACACCGUCGGGACCGCUCCCAUCCCAGCCAGGGUGGAUCGAAGCGACUGGCUGAUCGUUUUCUCACCUGACACCGAGCUGCCGCCCCACAGCGAGCUCCUGCCCAGCACUGCGAGCCGGGAGCCAACGCAGCCCCAGCAGGACUGGGGGGUGAAGCCUUCCAGCUCCGUGCAGAGGGAGAUCACCACGUUCAAGGAGCUGCGCUACCGCAGUGCCUCCAACAAACCCAAACCGCCGGCCCCGCAGCGCCCACCCGCACCCCCGGGGGGCUCGAGUGGCUCCAGCUGGGUGUCACCUGCGGUGCUGGGGGGGCGGCUGCCAGCACCCCCUGAGAACCACCAGGCGCGGAGGAGACCCCGACCCUCCCUGCAGCCCAUCGCGGAGGGACGGCCGCGGGAUGCAGAGCUGCCCACGCAGAGCCGCCCUGGGGAGCGCUUUGACUGCGACACCCGGACCUGGAGGAGUGGGGGGUCCGGUGGGGACCCCCGGGGGUCGGGAGAGGCUGAGCACGGAGAGGAGACGCAUCAGGAGGCCCGCCCUUCCCCACCCGCCGCCGGAGCUCCGGGCGCAGCGCAGCCCCACGGGAACGGCCCGGAAGGACGGCGGGGUGCUCUGGCAGAGCAGAAGAAAGCUCUGCUGAUUGCUGUCAGCACCGCUGUGGACAAAGUCAUCGCCCACUUCAGCUCCGCACGGAACCUGGUGCAAAAGGCUCAGCUGGGGGACAGCUGGCUCAGCCCUGACGUGGGCUACCUGCUGCUGCACACCCUGUGCCCUGCGCUCUAUGGUCUGGUGGAGGACGGGCUGAAGCCCUACCAGAAGGAUGUCAUCACAGGACAGAGGAGGAACUCACCCUGGAGUGUGGUGGAAGCCUCCGUGAAGACAGGCCCCAACGCCCGCUCUCUCCACAACCUGUGCUGGCGUGUGGCUGGGCUGGCCCCUCUCAGCAGCACCAGGCAGAAGUUUCAUGCUUUUAUCCUUGGCCUUUUGAAUACGAAGCAGCUGGAGCAGUGGGUCUCACACCUGCAGAAUAGCCCAGGUGUCAUCUCCGUGCUGUAUUUUCCUACGGCUUUCUUUGCUCUGAGCCAAGGCCCUCUCCCCCACCUCGCUGACGAACUGCUGCUGCUCCUCCAGCCCCUCUCGGUGCUGACCUUCCACCUCGACCUGCUCUUUGAGCACCAUCACCUCUCUGUGGACAUAAGGCCUUUGUCACGGCGGAUGGAGUCACCCCCAUCUCCUGCCCAUCGCUUUGCUCAGGGGGCUUCGCAGCCACUGGAGGGCCAAAGCGGCGCCGCGGGGGCCAGCCUGGAAGACGAGCUGCCUCCCGAUACUCUGGGGAGGGCACCUGCAGCAGAGGAGAGCCCACGCUCCCACUGCCAAGCAGCUGUGCACAGCGCGCUGCCCGGCCCGCAGGUGGGGGCUGCCCUGCAGCAGACCUUCCAGCACGUGCUGCGUUGGGGCGACCAGCUCAGCCGUGCUUUCCUGGGAGCUGACAGCUUCCCGGGGGCAGUCAGGCCUGAGGCAGGCCCUUGGGAUACAAGGGCUGGCCCCAGCAGCUGGUGGGCCCAGCUGAGCCAGGCCUCCAGAAUUUACACUGCUCCCAGCAAGGAAAGAUUCCCCUUCGUCUGGUGGACAAAGCUGCGGACGGCUGCGGGGGAUUCCAGCCCUGGCCAGGCGGCUCGACCCCAAACCCCUCCAAGAGAGCCUAAAGGCACUGAGCUGCAGCUGCUUCAGACCAAAGCUAUCCCUGAACUCUCCAGUCCCAACUCCAGCAGCAGUGCUGACACCUCCUCCCCCGAAGACCUCGUCCUGCUCGCUGGAGCCGGUCCAGCUGCUGGAGAGAAACCUCCGGCUGCUUCUCCACAGCCUGGUGCAAGCAGGAGCCAGGCUGCACCUCUUGACCCAGGGGCCUGCAGUCCUGGCCCCGACAGGGGCAGCUGGCUGGGCCGACUCUUUGGAGCCAGCAGCCCCUCUGCCAGGAGCUCCCCUUCCAGCCCUGACGCCAUCUCAGUGAGAUCCAGGAGACCCUCCAGCUGGCUGGCGCCCAGCUCCCGUGUCCUGGCCGUGGUGGUGAAGGGGCUGGCCGAGAAGAGCCGUGCUCCAGAACAGCCUGAGAAGCAGCUGCCUGAUUCACCGCAGUCCCACAGAGCGGUCCGGGCGCUGUGUGACCACACCGGUGCCGCUGACGGUCACCUGAGCUUCCAAAAAGGGGACGUUCUGCAGCUGCUCUCCACCGUGGAUGAAGAUUGGAUCCGUUGCUGCCAUGGAAACAGCACUGGCCUCGUUCCUGUGAGCUACACGUCUCUGAUUUUGUGAGGAGGAGAUGUGAGGAAGCAGCUGAGCUUGCAGCAGCGCCAUCCCUGCCCCAUCUCCACCACCUCCAGGCCUGGAUGCUCUGCAGGGCUCCUUGCUGCAGUGCCGGCCCGCUGCUCCUUGCAGUCGCCUCCUGCGGCUGUUGUCACAGCCCUGCUGCCACCUCACCACAGCCCCUCGUCGGGAUCUGCUCUUGUUCGUGUUCCCUCAGCUGCUGCCCACGUGUGAGGGCCACCGGGGUCCCCAUCCCCGUGCAUUACUCUCAGUCCCACGCGCUGUCCCUGUGCCCCAUCGCUGCCACCACGUGCCCCGCUGUGCCGCAGGGCUGCUGACCCAGGCCGGCCCCAAGCACCCCGCGCCGUCCCAACGCCCUGUAAAUAGUUGUAACCACGGGAAGAUGCUCAUUCUGGGGGAAAUAAAGGCUGUGACUCUG
Molecule: messenger RNA, 3744 nt
Organism: Centrocercus urophasianus (Greater sage-grouse)
Lineage: Eukaryota; Metazoa; Chordata; Aves; Galliformes; Phasianidae
Gene: RUSC1
Product: RUN and SH3 domain containing 1
Exons: 9
Coding region: 72-3314 (1080 amino acids)
Cellular component (GO): cytoplasmic vesicle
Molecular function (GO): protein binding
Source: RefSeq, a predicted model, not a curated record